UAAAUUUUUCCGUUAAUAGCAAAAGUUAAGCUCAUUUAAAUAUUCGAUCUAUUGUAAGAAAGAUCGAUAAAAUAUCGAAAAUGAAUGCUCAAACGAUAAUAUCCUUGAUUUAUCAGUUAACCAUUACUGUGUUACUGUAACUCUUGUCUUGUCUCUUUUGGCAAAUGUGUUUUAUUAAAUCAAAUUGAAUUAGUGUUCAACCCAUCCAUUCUUUUAAUAAUUAUACUGUUUUAUUAGCUGAUUAUUGAAUUCAUUACAAUGCAAACUAAUGGUGAUAAGCCAACUCCGUUCCAAUUGAAUGAUAAUAUUGGAGAGUAUUAUUAUUUUGCAUCAAAGGUUGGAAAAUAUUUGCGUAUGUUUGACGGAGCCCUAUUCAAGAGCUAUCCUUCUUUGCGGCGUCGAUUGGUUACAAACGAGGAAAGAAAGAAACUUGUUUCACUAGGUCUGAUUCCAUCUAGCUUGACUAAAUAUAUCACAGUACUCAAAGCCAGCGAAGUCAAUGAGAUAUUUGCAGGCAGAGAUGAAAAAUACAAAAAAAAAGUUGUUGCUCCUGGGCUAACGCGUCGUGAACUUUAUCUCGAACAUUUAGCUGCACAAGCGGCAGGACCCGCAUUCGAUCCUGACUGGUUUGAUGAACAAAUGUUUAAUCCAGAACCGGAAUCGAUUAUUUUUUCUGAUAUUCAAUCUGAAAAGUAUGAUGCUGAAUUUUAUGCCGAAAAUUUAGCUGCACAAGCGGCAGGACCCGCAUUCGAUCCUGACUGGUUUGAUGAACAAAUGCUUAAUCCAGAACCGGAAUCGAUUAUUUUUUCUGAUAUUCAAUCUGAAAAGUAUGAUGAACUAGUUCUUAACCCAGCAUUUGGAAAUGAAUACUAUAUCUGAUGAACUUUAUGACCGACUAUUAGAUGGCGUAUAUAGUGAGUAUUAGCUGACUUGCUAUCCACUAACAAAAAUUAUAAUUAUAAAAUGAAUAAAAAUGCUACCAUUUGAUAAUUGUCUUCUCAGUCUUCGUCUAUCGGAUUUGUGACUCUAACAAAAAUAAAUUAAGCUAUGCGUUUAAUAAAUGCCGUUUAUCGUUAUAA
This is a messenger RNA of Tetranychus urticae (two-spotted spider mite), 1079 nucleotides long. The record is from RefSeq and is a predicted model, not a curated record. NCBI's taxonomy places the organism in Eukaryota, Metazoa, Arthropoda, Arachnida, Trombidiformes, Tetranychidae.